This is a messenger RNA of Scatophagus argus, 2686 nucleotides long. It is a transcript of the gene rcn3, whose product is annotated as reticulocalbin 3, EF-hand calcium binding domain. The record is from RefSeq and is a predicted model, not a curated record. Lineage: Eukaryota; Metazoa; Chordata; Actinopteri; Scatophagidae. Gene Ontology annotation, cellular component: endoplasmic reticulum. Gene Ontology annotation, molecular function: calcium ion binding. Bases 184 to 1134 code for a protein of 316 amino acids. The transcript is spliced from 8 exons.
CUUGUAGGGCAUUGGUGAUUGGGCAGCGGGCCCACAACAACGCCCGCCUACCUGCCAUUGUUAUUUAAACGUGCAGAGUGCCAACGCGGAAUGUUAUACGGCUAACAAACGACAUAAGGAGGCGUUGCAAAAAGCUGUAAAGACAGUGUUUUCUCUACGCUAGCCCCCUACCAUUCAAUUACGAUGCUGCUGAAGUCAAUAGCAUCUCUUUGCAUCCUGGCUGUUGUUGCAUUUGCUGUACCUGCUCAGGAGAAGCGAAUACAUCAUCACGCUGAUCUGAGUGAUCAUGUCCACAAUGAUGCUCACGGCUUCCAGUAUGACCACGAGGCCUUCCUGGGCAAGGAGGAAGCCAAGACCUUUGACCAGCUAACACCUGAGGAGAGCAAAGACAAAUUAGCCAAGAUUGUGGACCGCAUUGACACUGACAAGGAUGGCUAUGUCAGUCAUGCUGAGCUACACUAUUGGAUCAAACACCGACAGAGGAGGUACAUCGAGGAGAAUGUGAACAAACACUGGAAUGACUACGACAAGAACCAAGAUGGCAAGAUAGGCUGGGAGGAGUACAAAAACAUCACCUAUGGCUAUUAUCUGGAUGAGGAGUUUGAUGACAUUGAGGACAAGGCCACCUAUAAGUCCAUGCUCAUCCGGGACGAAAGGCGCUUUAAGACAGCUGAUCGAGACCGUGAUGGUGUUGCCACACGUGAGGAGUUCACGGCCUUCCUUCAUCCUGAGGAGUUUGAUUACAUGAAAGAUGUGGUGGUGCAGGAAACCAUGGAAGACAUUGAUAAGAAUGGGGAUGGCAAGAUCAACUUAGAAGAAUACAUUGGUGAUAUGUACACACCAGAGAAUGAGGAGAGUGAGCCUGACUGGGUCCAAACAGAGAGGAAACAUUUCUCAGAUUUCAGAGAUGCCAACAAGGAUGGCUACCUAGAUGCUGGUGAGGUGGCACACUGGAUUUUACCAGGAGAAGUUGACCAUGCUGACAAUGAAGCCAAACACUUGAUCCAUGAGACUGACACUGACAAGGACGAGAAAAUAACCAAGAAGGAAAUUCUGGCCAACUGGAACAUGUUUGUGGGCAGCCAAGCGACCAAUUAUGGGGAAGAUUUAACGAAGAGACAUGAUGAACUUUGAGCUGUUUUCAUUUGGGUUUAUAUUUCAUUACCCUGGAGAGUUACAAUGGUUUGAUGAUAUGGAGAGGGACUUAUUGAAAUUGGUGAAGUAAGGAACCUUGAACCCACACACCUUCAUAUUCAUAUUCAGAUGUUCAGACAUUCUAAUUCAAUGUGUACAUUCAAUGUGUAUGGAAAUACAGAUGAUGCUAAUGAUUCCACACAUACACACAAAGAGUUCUCCUUUUGUUUUAUUUACAUAUACAUCUGAUUUUUAACUGAGUUUCAUAUCCACACAGAUGAAAUGUUGUUGUUCAGUGGAAACUGUAUACCCAAAAAAUCUAACUUACAAACCAGCAAAAGUGUGAAUAAUGUCCACAGUGUGCUGGCAUCCAGUUGAAAUGAUGCUCUUGUCUAAAUAGUACGAAGGUGAUCUUAACACAGGGGGUGUAUAGUUGUUCUUAUGUAAUUUAAGAAAAGCCAGUUCUAGGCAUACAGAGUUUCAUUUUGCGAGACUGAUAUGGUUGCAUAUCUCAGAAGGUAUUUGAAAUGUGGAAGUUUGCAGUUAAAAUGUGUAUGAAAUGCAUAAUUAGGAGAAAACGAAUAAGUUUGUAACUGAAGGGCUGUGUUAAUUUUUGGGUUUGAAUAUUAAAUGUCUUGCUUUUUCUACAAGUUUGUAUUUUGUACCAACCCUUUUUACUUUACUGAUUGUAAUUCUGAGAAAUUCUUCUUUAUUUUUCAUAGUGCCAAAUCACAAGUCCCAAAUGGCACUUGAGAUGGAGCAGGUCUAGAUCAUACUCCGUUAUAGGGUUAGGGUUAGAAAAAUGAAACACUAAAUGCUAAAAUAUUAUCAAUUCAGCAGUGUAGCUCUCUGCUUCUGUAGGUGGUGUUUUAGUAGUUUCUGGCAGAUCUCCCUACAGUAAAAUAUCACAUGGAUUACAUUGUGUUGAAACCGAUAGAAAUUUUGGUUUAGAUUUUAGUGCUAUGGAGAAGUAUCCUGGCUCAAGAAAAGAUGAGACUGCUUGCAAUAAAUGAGUCGAGUAGCUAGGGACUAGUAGCUAUAACAGCUGCUGAUUCCUCUAUAGCACCAAACAUUCAAAACAAAUUGCGCAAAGACAGCUCCUGAAAGCCUUGGGUUCACUAAAUGUCAGUUGCUCUUUGUUACAUUUACUGCUUGUAAAUUGUUUACAACUAAGACAUCCAAAUGUUUUGUUCUCGGUAUACUGUAAGGGCAAGCUCCAAAAACACUGCAUUUCACACUUACAUAAUGCAACUUAAUGACAUUGUUCAACCCUUUUCAUGACAUUGUACAAUUGUUUUGACUAAGUAGUCCUCUUCAGGGUGAGUAAACGUGACCUUCACGUGUAAAACUAUUUGAGUGUCCCUUUAACUCCCAAGCCCAUCUUUCCAACUUUGUUUUUGUGGAAUGAAAGAUAAAGAAGAAAUGGAAAAAUAAAUUUUACCCCCACAAUGGCAUUAAGAUUAAGCAUAGACAUCUGACAGAAUUAGAUAUUCAAUAGAGGAAAUGAAUGGAAGAAAAAUGAUGUUGAAUAAAAAAUUAUUUAAAAAAACAA